UCUGCUUCAGUUGUUGACAGUUCAAAAUACGUUUUCGACACAUCAGAGUUGUUUAUUCAAAUUGUGUAAACAUGGUAACAAAUAAAUUGGGUCGGAAGUGUUGUUGAAUUCGGUUGCAUGCGGUCAACAAAAUGCGCAAAAAUGCAAGCACAAGCCGAGCAAGAAGUGGCAGCCCAAUGUGGUGCAACACAGCGGAGCAUUGCGCACAGAAGAGCUGCUUUGUCAAUCCAACAUCAUACAACGUUAGCCAUUAUCCAUUGAGAAGCAUUGGCGGUCAGUCCAACCGAUUUGCAGCCUCGCAAUCCACUGCGCCGAGGCUGGCUAGUAAUUCACCUCAGCGGCGUCGCCUACUUAACUCCAAGAAAAAUGUGUUUUUAGCGUCCACGGCUAGACCCCAAGCGAAGCAAACGAAGCCAACGAACCGCCCUCAAGCGUCUUAUGUGGUGGAUAUGCAAUUACCAAUUCAUAGCUUCGAGGCUUCACGCCUAAACCAGAGUCCUAGACUGAGUGCUUCUAUGGGGGGCAACAAGCAGGAGAAAAAGCUGACUACGACGUUGGCAAGCAGUGGCUCCAAGGAUAUGUUGCACUCAAGUGCGUUGCCAGUGAUUAUGUUGAACGCCCAUACAGGGAGAAGAAGGCCUGUGAAGACAGCUCCGAUUGUCCAAAAGAAGUACUCCUCGAAAUCGAUUACCAGCAAACAGGAGGCGACUGUAGAAGAGCAGCGGAACAGAGCUGUCAAUAGGCCGACGGAGCCAGAAGAGGCCGAGGACGAUUCUGAAGCUGAAGCCGCUGCUGUUGACGAGAUCGAAUCCCAGUCGCAAACUGCAAUCGAAGAGGCAGCUCACUAUGAAGCGCUAAAGACUAAUGAUUUGAAUAACACCUUAAAACAGGAUCGUCGAGAGUUCCGGAGCUCAUAUCCGACGGCACACGUGAAUGUGCACGAAGAAAUCGAAACUGAGGUGGGCUUGGUCGCCUCUUGUGAGGUGACCGAAUCGCAAUAUAUCAGCUUUGGCUGCGACGAACUGAACGCUGAGGACUUAGAUCUGAGACAAGGCAGUUUCUGGAAGCCGCCAUCAGCCUAUUGUAUGUCGUCUUUCAUGUCGCCCGGCCAGCUGGGAAAAACAUCCUGCAUGAACGAAGCACAGCCAGCGGGUGGAUGUGGAUGUGGAUGUGGAUGUCGGCAGGGCCAGUUCCAGUCGCCCAGCAGCUCGAAAAGUAAUUAUUCAUGCAACAAUUGUGGCCGCAACCGGGCGACGCGCAUGCAACAGCCAGAGCAGCAGAUUCAGCCAAAUGCAAUGUAUGGCAAUUGCUGUCGUCAAGCGCCUUCCAUGCCCAUGCCCAUGCCUUACCAAGUGCCGCUGCAGGGUAGCCUAAAUGGUCUAACGGAAACGCUAGCCCAGCAGCUGCAGAGGCAAAUGAAACAGGCCCAGGCUCACAUCGAUCAUAUUCAGAUGCAGUUGAACCGCGCCUGCGCCGCAAAGGGAAUGCCGGAAAGCAAAUGUGCGAACAGCAGCGGUUGCAGUCUGCAGACGAGGGACCCCGAAGCAAGUGCCUCCCUGCCAGCAGACAUCAACGAGACAACGCCAAUAGAAACUGCAAGUGGCUCAGCCGAAGCCGAAGCUUCGCCAGUCUUAGCCCUUGGCUUCUUUGCCAUGAACGAUGAGCACACGCAACAGACGCCGUACUUCAGUGCCGUUGCCUUAGCGCAACAACAGCAACGAUUGUAUAUGCCGCAACAGAAUCCAAUGCCAUUUGCACAGCAGCAACAAUUUCUGCAGCAGCAGCAGCAGCAGCCGCCGCAGCCGCAGCUUCAGGGCAACCAACACAGACAGCCCUGUUGCCAGCAGCGUUAUGCCAAGAUGCGUUUCAUGAUGCCACGCUGCUGGCAGGGCGGCUCUUAGGACUCGAAAGGGAGUUGGUAAGGUAACGUGCCAUGUACAGUGAGGAAGGCGUGCCACAGCGACCUUGUGUAUAGAGUACGGUACGUUACGAACUCGAUUUAUUUCAGUUGGAGACCUUCGUCUAGAGUUGGGCUAUGUUCGAGUUGGUCAAUGCUUCCGUCUCUGAUCAAACAAUUGAAUUUUAUGAUAUUUGUAUUGCAAAAUUAGUCCAGUAAGUAGUAAUAAAAGUAGAUCACGUCCUGGUCUCUCAGCAACAGUCA
Drosophila hydei is the source of this 2161-nucleotide messenger RNA. RefSeq lists its product as uncharacterized. The transcript is spliced from 2 exons. The coding region runs from base 132 to 1901 and encodes 589 amino acids. The record is from RefSeq and is a predicted model, not a curated record. NCBI's taxonomy places the organism in Eukaryota, Metazoa, Arthropoda, Insecta, Diptera, Drosophilidae.